UGAAUCUCUGCAACGCUACGCAUAAGCUCGCUCUCGGAUCGCCCUUUGCAACAGCUCUUCGAACCUCAACCUCCUUCGUCGUUACUGUUACAGGCUUUCAAACUCCAAACACGUUCACGAUGUCUGCCUACGCUUCCACAUCUGCUUCGGGCUUCAGCAGCUCUUCAAUGAGGAGACACCCUGCGAGCUUGAUCCCAAAGCUCGUUCAUGACCCUGCGCUGCUUGAUCUGGUGAAGUGUCCCGUCACACGAGAGAUGGUUGUAUACCUCGCUCAACAGGCGGCUCAUGUCAUUCAGUGUGGACCCCCUCAGCCUCUGGCAACGCCUCCGACAACACCAACGCGCUCUGUCGAGGCCGCCGAGAGGGAUCCUGCCGGCAAGUUGGAGGUCAAUGGUCUGCCAAGCUUGGAGACGUUCAUUGCCAUCCUCGUCGAGAAGAGCAACGUGCAGGUCCCCACUCUCCUCUGCACUCUCGUCUACCUCGAGAGGCUGAAGCAUCGCCUGCCACGCGUUGCCAAGGGAAUGCACUGCACUAGGCACCGCGUCUUCCUCGCUACCCUCAUCGUCGCUGCAAAGUACUUGAACGACUCGUCGCCAAAGAACAAGCACUGGACACGGUACGGCGCUCUGUUCUCGCAAGCCGAGGUGAACCUGAUGGAGAAGCAAUUGCUUUACCUGCUCGACUACGAUCUGCGCAUCGACGAGGAGGAGCUCAGCUUCCACUUCUCGCCCUUCUUCCGUGUGCAGGAAGAUGCGGCACAGGCCGGUAGACGGGAGAUGUACCUGCGAGGAUGUGAAACUGGAAGGGAGAGGGAGAGGUAUGCACGGGCAUCAGAGCGACGCGUCUACCUGAGGAGUCUGCCAGCUUCCGAGGUUCCUUGCUGGAACAACGCACAGGCUAGCUCAUCGGCCUCGUUGUCAACGUCGAUGGCUUCCACACCAGUCAAGCAGCACGCAUCGGUUGCACACCACCCACAAGCACCUCCCUCGCCAAUCUCGCCGCCGCAUGCCCAAGCAGCACGAAGCAACGUGGUCAUGAUGAGGAUGCAGUCGAGUCAAUCGAGUCGCGCUUCCACGACGAGCAACAGCUCGACUCUAUCGUCUUCUGAGGCGGAAUUGACAGAUGACUAUGGCUCAUCUUCCGCGUCUUCGACCGACUAUGACACCGACGACUACGAGGAAGAGAUGGAACAACAGCAACAGCAGCUUCAGCACAAGAUGCCCCACAUGUACCAACAGCCAGGACAGCGUGGCCACUCACUGCCGCCUCAGUUGCCAAUGUCGCUUCCGGCGAUGCUGGACCAGCCAACUUCUCAGAAGCAACAGCAGAGGAGCAGUACACCUAGUGCAGGCAUGCAGAGGUACCUUUCGCAAGCCAUCAACCCGCACUACCGCAAGGAACAGUACCAGGGUCAGCACCAGUACCUACCGCACCACAUUGCAAUGGACGUCGACGCGUCGAUCCGACCGUCGAGGAGCAGCUCGAACCUGAUCACCAGAAUGCUCGGUAGCAGCACAUGAGACGAAAUGCAGAAGCAUCUGUGUCGCUCGACUGGUCUCACUGGCGGUUCCCAAUCUCUUCAAAGCUCUUCUGCUCUCUGUCUCCCUCGGUCACGGUGGCGUGGCU
Messenger RNA from Microstroma glucosiphilum, 1626 nucleotides. RefSeq lists its product as hypothetical. The coding region runs from base 120 to 1520 and encodes 466 amino acids. The transcript is spliced from 2 exons. The record is from RefSeq and is a predicted model, not a curated record. Gene Ontology annotation, cellular component: nucleus; cyclin-dependent protein kinase holoenzyme complex. Lineage: Eukaryota; Fungi; Basidiomycota; Exobasidiomycetes; Microstromatales; Microstromataceae. Gene Ontology annotation, molecular function: protein kinase binding; cyclin-dependent protein serine/threonine kinase regulator activity. Gene Ontology annotation, biological process: regulation of cyclin-dependent protein serine/threonine kinase activity.